Messenger RNA from Rangifer tarandus platyrhynchus (Svalbard reindeer), 312 nucleotides. The record is from the annotation of a GenBank genome assembly. NCBI's taxonomy places the organism in Eukaryota, Metazoa, Chordata, Mammalia, Artiodactyla, Cervidae.
AUGUCAGUCCAGAGCAAUUUUAAAAGCCACCAAGAAAUCUGGAGAAGCCACCAGAUGAGAAACUGCUUGAAAACUUCUGAAGCAAACAGUAUGGUCUCCCUUCUGGCAACAAGUAGCAGUUAUGUGAAGUCACCCAGGUCCUUGACUAUGAAUUUAGAACCUUUUGAGUUCACAGAGUCUCUACUUGGGAUGAUUGUGUUCAUAUGGCUUGACUAUAGACUGCCAUUCACUGUCAAGCUUUUAAAAGGGAAGAAACUUUUAGGCUCACUGUGCUUCAAACUACUACUGGAUCUUAUUUUGGAACUAUGGUAG